This is a messenger RNA of Hydra vulgaris (swiftwater hydra), 2364 nucleotides long. RefSeq names its product solute carrier family 15 member 4. Gene Ontology annotation, biological process: transmembrane transport. The record is from RefSeq and is a predicted model, not a curated record. Lineage: Eukaryota; Metazoa; Cnidaria; Hydrozoa; Anthoathecata; Hydridae. Gene Ontology annotation, cellular component: membrane. Gene Ontology annotation, molecular function: transmembrane transporter activity.
UUUCCGUUUUUAAUGAGUGUUUAUUGAUGUAUAUUAUAAUUAUUUGACUAUUUUUUUCCUCUAAACACACGUAUUUCUUGUCAUAUUUUCAAUAUUAGAAUAAAUUAAUGUUAAAAUGCAAUAUCCAAAUGAGAGCAUUUCAAGGAGUACCGGCCAAGAUGAAGUUAGUAAUGAUAGCGAUUCUGACGACUCAAGAUGUUAUUAUAAUCGUAGAGUGUAUUUAAACACACUAAAUGAAAGAAAUUCAAUUUUUGUUAAAGUAUGCUUUAUAUUUGUUGUUGUAUUAGAAAGAACAGCUUAUUAUAGUUUGUCUGCGAAUUUGACUUUUUUUUUAUUGGAAUAUCUUAAUUAUUCUAGUUCAUUAAGUAUAGUUACAACCCAGUUUUUUAUAUACACAACCUGGAUAUCAUGCAUUAUUGGUGGUGUUCUCGGAGAUUUUAUACUUGGAAGGUUUCGUACUAUUAUAUUUGGAUUUUUUGUUUAUAUUAUCGGUUUUGGGAUGUUACCUGCUAUUAAUUUUGUUGUAAAUCCAAAUAAUGUACCAAAUACCAAUCAAUCAACACAAGUCACAAAAAACCAAUUAACAGUCAAUUAUAAUAGCACACCAAACAUUGAAAAUAAAUAUAUUGUGUGGGUCUUUUUUUCACUGUUUCUUGUAUCUAUUGGUGAAGGUUGUUUUAAAUCAAAUAUGUCACCAUUUGGAGCUGAUCAGAUAAAUGAUACUGAUGAUGUUGAAUUAAAAAAAUAUUUUCAAUACUACUAUUGGGCAUUAAAUAUUGGUGCAUUCACAGGCUAUUCUGCAUUAACUUUAAUUCAACAAGAAUAUGGUUUUAUAAAAGGCUACCCUAUUUCUGUUGCUUUGUUGAUAAUUGCACUAAUAGUUUUUUGCAUUCCUCAAGUGAAGAAUUAUAAUGCAGUAGUACCAGCACGUAAAAAAUUUUUGGUGAAAAUACUUAAAAUAUGUUGUAAUUCAAAAAGAAAAGCUGAUAAUAAGUAUUCAAAAUAUGAGAGCUAUGUUCCAAUCCAGCACUGGCUAGAUAGAGCUAAAGAGGUUUAUGGUGGCAAAUACUCAGAGUCUGAUGUUGAAGAUAUAAAAAAAUUGUUUUCUGUGCUUCCCAUGUUUUUUUACUACAUUUUAUAUUUUGCUGCAUUUAAUCAGGUUUCCACUUUUUAUCUUCUCCAAGGCAUCCAUAUGAAAGUUGGUUUGCGUCUUUCUUCCAAAAUAACUGUCCCAGCAUGUUGGUUAGGAAUUAUAAACAUCUUCACAAUAGUUAUUUUUGUACCUAUAUUUUCUAAAUAUAUAAAGAAUGCUAAAUCGUAUUAUUUGAUGGUAUCUAUAGGAAGUGAUCCAGCUAUUGGAGUCAUUCCCAGGUUCCAAAACUGUGUUGAUAAUUGUAUGGUGUUUUCAGUUUUGUCAUUGUACUGCGGUGGGGUUGUUGAAAACUAUCGUAUAAUUAAUGGUAACACUCUUGUUACAAAUAAUUUUGGCAAUAUUAUGAGUGUGAAUGCAUCAGACAUGUCAAUAUUCUACCAAGUACCCCAGUAUAUGUUUAUAGGGUUGUCUGAAAUAUUUGUUGUAAUUCCAGGUUUAAAGUAUGCUUACUGUGAGUCACCAAAAUCGAUGCAAAGUUUAGUUACCAGUAUCCUCUACCUUGUAUAUGGUCUUGGAGCGUUUUUAAGCUCAAUGUUGACUUUAAUUGUAGAGAUGUUUCCAAAUUUUUUAAUUACUCGUCAUACAGCCAAUGAACCGUCGAUUAUAAUUCUUAAUGGGAAUUUGGAUUUUUAUCUUUACCUAUUGGCUUUUUUGAAUUUACUCAAUUGGUUUGUAUUUAUGGCUCAUUUUUGGAUAAAAAAUAAGCGUCAAGAACGACUUCUGCUAAGAAGAAAUAUUCUCUCUGCUAUCCCUACAGAAUCAAUCAGUUAAUGUUGUUGUCAUUCCAUUUUACUCUCAUCUAAUAAAUAGUUUAAUUUAUAUUGUACGCUACUUUAAAAAUAAUUACUUUUAGUAUUUGAUUUUUUUAUGUUUGAUGUCCUUUUUUUCUAUGAUGAAUUAAAUUUUGUUAUUUUAAUUUUUUAUAAAAUUUAAAUAAAAUAUAUAUAUUUUUUGAAUAAAAAUUAGUGUAUCUAUUUGUUUUUUUAUUUUAUAUCUUUUUUAUUACUAUUAUUGUUAUUAUUAUUGUGGUUGUUGCAUAGCGUUCUCUACUACAGGCUUAUUCAUCGCGCAACCGGAUUUUUUUGUGGAGGCCUAUUUUUUACGGCAAAAAAAUUUCUCCACGUUCAGACCAGAUACAAUGUCAUCUCGUUUAUGAUAUAUAUUCAAAUAAUGGAAUAUAAUACAAUGUUAAUAAACUUAUAUAAUUUAAA